AUGGCGACUCUUCUACCUCCCCCGUCGAAGCGUCAGAGGACGGAGACCGCUGAGCGGGCCCGUCAGCAGCAGGAGAUCCAGAGUAUCCCAGAGAAUUUGGGUAGCAUUCGUGUGCAAUUCUUCGACCAGGCGACGGGAUCUGCGACCGGGCCGGCGGUGUCCGUUCCAGUCGCUGAUGCCAGUGUGAAGAAUCUCGAGACUCUGUUGAAUACGUUACAAGGCAAUGAAGAAGAUGAGCGAGUACCGUACCGGUUCACAUAUCAAUCCGAUGGCAAAGACAAGAACGACCAGACAAUCGAUAUCCUCUCCGACUUGUAUCACUCCCUCUUGAAGCCCGGCUUGAAGACGACCGAAGAUACUGUACAUCUUUACUUCACUCCCCAGGCUGUGUUCCGCGUCAAGGCCGUCUCGCGAUGCUCCGCCUCGAUCGCCGGACACGGCGAAGCAAUUCUUGCGACCAGCUUCUCCCCUGUCAACUCAUCCACAAUGGUCACCGGCAGCGGUGACUCCACAGCUCGCGUCUGGGAUUGCGACACUGGAACGCCUCUGCACACCUUGAAGGGACAUACCAGCUGGGUGCUGGCGGUCAGCUACUCGCCUAACGGCGCCAUGAUUGCGACGGGAAGCAUGGACAACACUGUGCGCUUCUGGGACGCAAAGAAGGGCACCCCAUUGGGUGCGCCCUUGAAGGGACACGCCAAAUGGAUCACCAGUCUGGCCUGGGAACCCUACCAUCUUCAGCAGCCCGGCCGGCCGCGCCUGGCGUCCGCAUCCAAGGACUCAACGGUCCGCAUAUGGGAUGUGGUCUCGAAGCGCAUCGACACCGUCCUCACCGGGCACAAGGGCUCAGUGACCUGUGUCCGCUGGGGCGGAACCGGAAAUAUCUACACUGCAUCUCACGACAAGACUAUCAAGGUGUGGAAUGCUCAGAACGGCACCCUGCUCCAGACUCUCUCUGCGCACGCCCACCGCGUCAAUCACCUGGCUCUGUCUACCGACUUUGUCCUCCGCACUGCCUACCACGACCACACCGGCAAGGUGCCGCAGGCGGAUGCCGAGAAGAUCGCGGCAGCCAAGCAGCGGUUCGAGCAGGCAGCGACCAUCAACAACAAGAUUGUCGAGAAGCUUGUGUCCGCGAGUGACGACUUCACCAUGUACCUGUGGGAACCUGGGAAUUCCAGCAAGCCCGUUGCGCGACUGCUGGGACACCAGAAGGAGGUGAACCAUGUGACGUUCUCGCCGGACAUGGCGUACAUUGCGUCGGCGGGCUUCGACAACCACGUUAAGCUAUGGAACGCGCGUGACGGAAAAUUCAUCACGACACUCCGCGGCCACGUGGGCGCCGUGUACCAGUGCUGCUUCUCGGCUGAUUCCCGGCUGCUAGUUUCGUCGUCCAAAGACACAACCCUGAAGGUAUGGAAUGUACGGACGGGCAAGUUGCAAGAGGAUCUGCCAGGCCACAAGGACGAGGUGUUUGCGGUAGAUUGGAGUCCGGAUGGACAGAAGGUGGGAAGUGGGGGGAAGGACAAGGCGGUGCGGAUAUGGAGGAAUUAA
Aspergillus tubingensis is the source of this 1554-nucleotide messenger RNA. RefSeq names its product WD40 repeat domain-containing protein. Gene Ontology annotation, cellular component: nucleolus. Gene Ontology annotation, biological process: ribosomal large subunit assembly. The transcript has 3 exons. NCBI's taxonomy places the organism in Eukaryota, Fungi, Ascomycota, Eurotiomycetes, Eurotiales, Aspergillaceae. Gene Ontology annotation, molecular function: protein binding. The record is from RefSeq and is a predicted model, not a curated record. Bases 1 to 1554 code for a protein of 517 amino acids.